AUGGCAUUCCAUACAAGAUUUGGUGGGCUGCGUCGUUGGCUUAAAGCCAUCUAUCAACGUAGUUACUCGUUGGCAUUGAUACCGGAACAUUGGCGUAUGUCACGCACCAUUCUUAUUUACAAAAAAGGUGACAUACAGGAUCCUGGCAACUGGCGUCCCAUCGCCCUGCAAAAUUCAAUCAGCAAGAUCUAUACAGCUGAUAUCAACAAAGUGAUGCGACGCACCUUGACCAACGAUACAACGUGUGAUGAGCAUGUACAACGAUUAUUCAGCCUUCAUCACAACAAGCCUACCACAACCAUUUGCUGUUGGCUGAAGAUCUUACUAUGUAUUGUUUCGCAUGACCCAGAGCAUCUCGGACGCCUUUAUCGCAUUGUUACCGAUUUCAUGGAUACACACGACUUGAGGAUCAAUGCAACAAAAACAUGUUUUUCGGCAACCAUCACUCACAGCAAUCACCAACGGCACACCGAUGAGCGUAUUGAGCUACGUUACCAUGGCGAAAGGAUACCACGCACUUAUUUGAGGAUUCAUGGAAGUAUCAUGGCAACAGUGUGGGUCAGCAACGGGACACCAUUUGGGCCGACUUCAAUCGUUUACAAUUGUGCACAUGUAGCAUCAUCAUGA
Messenger RNA from Lichtheimia ornata, 627 nucleotides. RefSeq lists its product as uncharacterized. NCBI's taxonomy places the organism in Eukaryota, Fungi, Mucoromycota, Mucoromycetes, Mucorales, Lichtheimiaceae. The record is from RefSeq and is a predicted model, not a curated record. The transcript is spliced from 2 exons. Bases 1 to 627 code for a protein of 208 amino acids.